AGUCGCUGACUCUCGUGUGGUAAUGUGCUAUACGUGAAAUUUUUCGGUUUAUUUCAUGUUUUGUGUUAAAAAGUAACUCGUUUUUGUGUGCACGAAACCGCAGUGAUCAUUUUCCGACUGACCUUUCCUUUAUUAAACCCAUGUGGCAGCUUUACUACACUUGAUUUUAACUCUAUAAAAUUUAAGGAUAAUUUUUAUUUUGCACCGUCCAUUGUGAUAACUCAGUAGUAAUAUGCAUAACUCUUGACAUCGGGCCAGGAUUUCUGGGACUGGCGCAACAGAAUGUCCCGCCUAUCGCAGUUCUACACCGUCGAGGUGGGCGACACCAAGUUCACGAUCCUCAAGCGGUACCAGAACCUCAAACCCAUCGGCUCGGGAGCGCAGGGUAUCGUCUGUUGAUUUGGAUUGAGUUUUGAGUUUGUCGGUUUCACGUGUGGCGUAUGCUUUCAAUUUUAAAUACACAAUAGAUCCUGCCUGGUAACCUCAAACGUCCCUAUACCUAAACCUCCUUAUUGUACAUAAAAAAGACUUUUAUAUACACCUUUAGAAUAGUAUUUUAAGGUAGAUAGACAACCCCAGAUACAUUCCCUAAUAUUUUUUCAACUUUUAUAUCAUUUUAUCCACCUUUUUUAAUCCUUGAAUCCCUGGUUCUAUUAUGGAUACGCGUCCUGGCUUUUCCCAGCACAUUUUUGGAGACACCGAGUUUUGGGUACCGGAAAGGUACAUUAAUUUGGAACCCAAAGGUGGAGGUGCACAGGGUUUAGUCUGUGCUGCUGUUGAUACGGUCACCCAACAAAAUGUCGCAAUAAAAAAGCUGAGCCGGCCCUUCCAAAACGUCACGCACGCUAAAAGGGCGUACAGGGAGUUCAAGCUCAUGAAACUGGUCAAUCACAAAAAUAUUAUCGGUCUGUUGAACGCGUUCACCCCUCAAAGAUCGCUGGAAGAAUUCCAAGACGUUUAUCUGGUCAUGGAACUGAUGGACGCCAACUUGUGCCAGGUGAUCCAGAUGGACCUGGACCACGAACGCAUGAGCUACCUGUUGUACCAGAUGCUGUGCGGGAUAAAGCAUCUGCAUUCGGCCGGCAUCAUACACAGGGAUUUGAAACCCAGCAAUAUAGUGGUGAAAUCUGACUGCACGUUGAAGAUACUGGAUUUUGGAUUGGCCAGGACAGCCGGUACAACAUUUAUGAUGACGCCUUACGUCGUCACUAGAUAUUAUAGAGCUCCUGAGGUGAUAUUAGGUAUGGGUUAUACAGAAAACGUCGAUAUAUGGUCGGUAGGCUGUAUUAUGGGCGAAAUGAUAAGAGGAGGGGUACUAUUUCCCGGUACUGAUCAUAUAGAUCAGUGGAAUAAAAUCAUAGAACAACUUGGUACGCCCUCUCAACAAUUUAUGGCAAGGCUACAGCCCACGGUGAGGAACUACGUGGAAAAUAGGCCGCGCUUUCCCGGAUUUUCCUUCGAAAAACUCUUUCCCGACGUCCUGUUCCCUUCAGACAGCAAUGAACAUAAUAGGCUGAAGGCUGGUCAAGCUCGUGAUUUGUUGUCCAAAAUGCUCGUGAUCGACCCUCAGUGCCGGAUAUCGGUAGACGAGGCGCUUUUGCAUCCCUAUAUUAACGUCUGGUACGAUGAACAGGAAGUAAACGCGCCUGCUCCUGGUCCGUACGAUCACAGCGUCGAUGAACGAGAGCACACUGUUGAUCAGUGGAAGGAGCUCAUCUACCAGGAAGUGAUGGAGUACGAGAGUUCUCACGGCAGGGCUCAGUCGAGCGGAUCUCAACAACCCAGUCCGGCUGCUCCCAAUAAUUCAGAACCCAACGGUUACUGAGUCAUAACAAGCACAAUCCAUAGACUAGUAUAAAGAAAACCAAAGGAAGAAACCGUUUACUUAAAAAGAACAAUAAGUAGAUUUUAAUCCAUGCUUAGCAAUGCAAAAAAACUCAAGCCCUCUAAUAUGUUAGCGAAGGGAAGAAACUACACUGUAUGAUCAAGAAAAAGAACGACAUCGCGGUAGCCUUUCAAAUGACAAUCGACAAUAAAAUCUAUCGGGUCGACCUCUAUUAAUUACUAAUUAUUAUCGAAUGUCGCUUCAAAGACUACUAUGACGCCGUUUUUUUUCGAUCAAACAGUACGUAUACAUAUAAUAUGAAAAAAUCAGCAAUAGAAAAAACUUCAACGUGUGUAUUUUAUACGAAAUCGUCAAAGUACCUUAUCGUUAUUUAAUAAUUUUUAAUGGAAAAAAGUGGAAAAUGAAAAAAUGGACAGAAGAAACGCAUAAUAUGGAUGAAGUGCAGACCGAAGAGACUUUUUUUACAACUAAUAAAAACUUUUGAGCAAUUGUUAUUGAUAUAUACAUAACGGGUUGACGCAGUUAUUAUUAUUAUUAUUAAUUAAUUAAUAUUGAAAAAUAUCUCUAAUCAGUAUGUGUGAUAUAUGAUUGAUAUAAGGUUUUUUUAAUUUACAACAUUUUUCGUUGUGUUUUUCGAUGUAGAAGUUGAUUUUGAUCAUACCAAAAAAUUUCGUAGGUAUUUUUUACAUUAAAAAUAUUAAAUGUCUUAAAAAUUUCGCUUUUUCAACCAUGCCAUUCGUUUUUUAUGUAUUUUAUAGUUUAUUUUAUACAGUAUCUAUUUUUAUUGGACUUUGUUAUAUUUAUUAUUUCUUUGAUUGUUUAUAAACGACUAAAACUUUAUUUUGGCCACUUUUCAGUCAUGUCAUUAUUAAAUCUGUUGUCUCUGUAAACUAUACAUAGACAAUACCCUUGUAAAGUUUACAAAAGAAAACUCGUAAGGUUUACAAAGGGAAAGGCUCUGUAAGGUUUAGAGCUUUAAUACCUCUGCAAGGUUUGACAAAUAUAAAACAUCUAAGUUUUACAAAUGAAAAAAUGUGUAACUUUACAGUGGUUUUACCUCUGUAAAGUUUUACCCGGCUUUUGUAAAAUUUGCAAUGAUAAAACUUUUAUUUUGGCCACUUCUCAGUCUAGUUAUGUCAUUAUUAAUUCCGUUGUUUUAUCUAACUCUGUAAACUGUACAUAGACAAUACCCCUGUAAAGUUUACAAAAGAAAACUCGUAAGGUUUACAAAGGGAAAACCUCUGUAAGGGUUACAGUUCUCAUACCUCUGCAAGGUUUGACAAAUAUAAAACAUCUGUAAAUCUUACAAAGGCAAUGCCUCUGUGUAAGAUUUACAAAGGAAAAAGCGUGGCAACUUUACAGGGGUUUUACCUCUGUAAGCUUUACCCGGCUUUUGUAAAAUUUGCAUUGAUGAAACUUUAAAAGUUUACAGAUAUAAAACCUCUGUAAAGUUUACCGAAGGUAGAUUUCUAUAGAAUCAAAGUUCCUUCCAUAUCUCUUUAUUUUAGCAUCUAUUAAUUUUAAUUAUGAACUUAUAUUUUGUAUUAUUAUAUUUUAACCUUAUCUUAAAUCAAAUUUUAUUAAAGGUAAAGUAAUUUGAACUAAUUUUUAUUUAAUUCAAGUAAUAGAUGUGUUAAGUUAUUUUUUAUAUUCUACAUUUUUUUAAAAAUUUCUAAAUUAACUUAAUAAUUUACUCAAAAAAAUGAAAGACUGUGUGAAUCGUCCCUUGAUUCUGAUAAUGCGCGUGCAAUAACCAUUGAAACGUCUAUAUUUAGUUCGUUAAGAUCGCUCUAAGAAAAUUUUUGGUGUGACAAUCAAACUAGUUAUUAUAGUUAUUUAUUUUAUUUAAACCGAAAACCAGACAUAGUUUAGCAAAAUAUUGGAAACCUUAAAAAUAAGUUUAAAACAAUAAUAUUAUAUUAUUAUUAACAUAUAAUGUGAGUGAAGAAGAUUGAGAAAAUCACAUCUUAGCUUGUAAAAUUUUAGCCUUUUUUUGGUUUCUUCAAGUAUGAAGAAACUAUGUUAUAUACAGUGAUACACAAAAAGUUCUUGUGAACAGCUUGACUGUCAUUGUAAAUUUUUUGAUUUUUAUUCUCUUAGACUUAACGAUUAAUUGUUUCAAGUUCUUUAUUAUUUAUAAAUAUUGUUUUUAUUUUUAUAGUAUAUAUGUUUUUCUAGAUUGUAGCGACUACUAUAGUAAUCUUAAGGAUUUUAAACUGAAAAUGAAGUAGAAGAAACAGAAGAAAAAAGUGAAGACGAUGAAGCACAAUUUAGCAAUUUAAAACAAAUAAGAAUUUUGCGUUUAUAAAGUAAUAAAAGUAACGUUAAAAAAUAUUUGAAAAAUCCAUCCGAUCCAUUUAAAAUUGUGUAAAAAGUUACAAAUUUAGAUAGCGGAAUUUUAUAGGUAUAUAACUUGGGUACCUUUGGUUUCGUCUUGGGUUUGUUAGCCUUGAAAAUCGAACCUUUUUCGUUUAUAAAAUAGUUUGUUAGGAACUUUUCAUAAGAGUGAAGAAAUUUAAAUACAAAAAAAACUGUUGGUCAUUUGAACUGCUAUGGUUUAUCCCAAAAAAGUUCAGAAUAUUACCUAUAAUGUUAACUUUACAUAUGCAAAACUUUUGUAAGGUUUACAAAUGAAAAACCUCUGUAGCAUUUACAGCGAUUAUACUUGUAAAGUUUACAAAAGAUUCGCAAAGGUAAAACUUCUAAAACUUACAGAGGUAAAACCUCUGUAAACUUCAUAGAAAUCAAUUUACAUAUGCAAAACCUUUGUAAGGUUUACAAAUGUAAAACCGCUGUAGCCUUUACAGUGAUAAAACCUAUGUAAAGUUUACAAAGGUGCAGCCUCUUUGUAAGAUUCGCAAAGGUAAAUUUUCUAAAGCUUACAAAGGUAAACCCUCUGUAAACUUUACAGAAGUCAAAACCUUUUUCUAAAAUUAUGGUGGUCAUUUGAACUCUGGUAUAUCCCAAAAAGUUGAUACGUUUAAAAAUUGUUUCUUUAAUGUUAACUUCACGUUGUAAGGUUCACAAAUGCAAAACCUCAGUGACUUCUAUAGCGAUAAUACCUCUGUAAAGUUUACUUAAGGUGAAACCUCCUUGUAAGAUUUGCAAAGGUAAAACUUCUAAGGUUUGUGGAGAUAAAACCUCUAUAAAGUUUACAGAGGUAAAGGUGCACUUUUUAUCUCUGUAAAUUUUCUGUAACGCUUACAGAUGUCAAAACAUGCUUCUGAAAUUACUUGGUCAUUUGAACUACUGUGGUUUAUCCCAAAAAGUUCACAGCAAAAAGUAAGAAAAAAUAUUAAAUUUUCAACAGAAAUAUCUAUGAAAAUCUAUAAGUUAUUUAUUAGACAAAAAACAUCUGCUUUUGACCCAAGAAAAAAAUCAGUAUUUUUUUAUUUGUCGUGAACUUUUUGGUUCACCCUGUAUAUGAAUCUAAGGGGCGUUUUUUUAAAUAUUUAACUGUAACGUUCUGUAGUUCAAUAAAAGUCUAAGAACAACAGACUGUUGUAGAGAACUUUAAGUCAGUGUUUUGUAAUUCUGUCAAGCCUUUACUUUAAUGAAUAUACAGGGUGUGUGAGAAUUUUUAUAGAGUUCCCUGUAUAUUCGUGGUUAAGGUACAUAUAUAUUAGACCUUAUAUCAAAUUUUUGAAUAACAUCUCGAGUUUUUUCAAUAUUUUUUUGAAACGAAUUUUUGUUGAAACACGCCCUGUACUAUGUGUCAAUUGAAAACGGUGUUACGGUAGGCGUAGAAUUAUCAUUUUUUGCCACAUAGCACGCACACCUUUAUCAAAAAUAUUUUUUCUUAUUUAAACUAAACGCAAUAUUGCCUGUAGGUCAUUUAAACUAAUUAUAAAAAAACGUAAUUUCACGAUAUACUGGGCGUUUUUAAAUGAACGAACGUAUUUAAAUUUGGUCGCUCUUAUUUAAAUUUCACAAUUAGUGAACUGAUAAUUAAGGAGACUUAAGAUAAAAAUAAAAACCUAGACUUAUAAUAUGGUAGAUCUUGACUUGAGUCACACAACACUGUAAAUGUCCAGCUGUUAAUUUAUUUUGUUAUUUUGUAUUAUCUCGUGUAAAGGAAAAGAAAAACCGUUCAAAAAAAUAAUGUCGACUGUGUAAAUAAAUGAAUAAAUAUUUCAUUUUGUAGUGGAAAGAAUAAAACAACCAAACGUAGACUAUAUAAAAAAUGGUGUAAACACUUAGAUGGGUAGACUGCUUGUUCGUAUAUUUAUUUCGGUUUUGUUCAGGUUAUUGUCUUUUUCAGUUUGGUUUAUUGAGUCCCGAAAGAAAUUGUAACACGGUUGUUUUUAAAAAACACUUUGAUCCGUUGACGAUCACUUUUAGUACUUUGUAGUGUACAUUCAGUGCUUGUAUUGUUCUGGCUUUGUAAAUAAAAGAUACAAGAAACGCAA
Molecule: messenger RNA, 6255 nt
Organism: Sitophilus oryzae (rice weevil)
Lineage: Eukaryota; Metazoa; Arthropoda; Insecta; Coleoptera; Curculionidae
Gene: bsk
Product: stress-activated protein kinase JNK
Exons: 13
Coding region: 656-1825 (389 amino acids)
Biological process (GO): protein phosphorylation; JNK cascade
Cellular component (GO): nucleus; cytoplasm
Molecular function (GO): JUN kinase activity; ATP binding
Source: RefSeq, a predicted model, not a curated record